This is a messenger RNA of Strongylus vulgaris, 204 nucleotides long. The record is from the annotation of a GenBank genome assembly. Lineage: Eukaryota; Metazoa; Nematoda; Chromadorea; Rhabditida; Strongylidae.
AUGUACAAACCGAUUGAUCUCGACAAGGUUCGUGAUCCACAAACCCAAGGCGAGUGGCGCAUUUACACGGACAUCAUGAAUCUACUAGAGAGAUGGGGAAUUCCGAUAGUUGGGGUGAGUUUAUCUGAGCUUGAUCUCUACGCAUCUAUGUGUUUCGUCCAAUCCAAAUUCUUGACGCGAAGAAAUUUUCGUGGAUGGAAUUAA